Molecule: messenger RNA, 544 nt
Organism: Topomyia yanbarensis
Lineage: Eukaryota; Metazoa; Arthropoda; Insecta; Diptera; Culicidae
Gene: ND-B15
Exons: 2
Coding region: 107-439 (110 amino acids)
Cellular component (GO): mitochondrion
Source: RefSeq, a predicted model, not a curated record
CACAAUCACCUCGUACAAUUUGAGCAACUGUCAAGUUACGUUUUCAGUGCUAGUUUGUUUUUUCUUUACAUUGAUAACUAUUUGAUCUGGAUAAAACGAUACGGCCAUGGCCAGUUCUGAUCGCAUAGCACAGGAAAAGGCGGCUCAUCGGGCCGCUCUUCGCCAGGAAUACUGGAGGACUCUAACCAACCCUCACCUGCAUCUCCGGGGUGAAUCUGCUGGAGUCUUCGACACCGGUUUAGCACGUUUCCAGGCCAUGCAGGUCAAUCACUUCGACCACUUCAAGCCAACCGGGCGUACCUUCCGAUUUGGAAUGUUGGCUGUUGUAAUUCCAAUUGUUGGUUACGGUUGGAUGCUGAAAAAAGAGCGCGACGCUCGAGAGCACAAGUAUCGUACUGGACAGGUAGCCUACAAGGACCGUAACUUCAAGUUUAUCUAAUUCAUAAUUGACUCAUACCUAGUGAGCAUUGUCAGACGUAUAAUAGCGAAUAUUCGUUUCGGAUGCUAAAUCAUGCAAAUCGAAAUAAAGAUAUUGUUACGGGAA